AUGGAGCCUGGCUGCAGUGCUCCGAACCAUCCCCAAGUUGCUCCCUUUAACUUGAGAGGAAAAGCUCUGCAUGCAAUCUCUCCCAGGAAUUCAUGGAGAGUCAUGUGGGUCUUGAAGGUUUCCAGAUUGGAUACCAUUCGUGAAGGCAAAUCACUCUCAAUUGAGAAAUCGGAAGAUGUUCUGAUACCAGCUAAUGGAGUUUUCUCUGCUUGCUUUUAUUCCGUAGGUGAUAAUGCCUAUUGCUAUGCCAUAUGGUUCAAUAAGCCAUCCCGUGGGAAAAACCAAACUAUAAUCUGGAUGGCUAACCGUGAUCAGCCAGUUAAUGGAAGAAGCUCCAAGCUCUCUCUCCUCAAAAAUGGAAAUCUUCUCUUAACCGACGCUGGAAGGUUUACAGUUUGGGCAACAAACACUCAGUCACUCUCCUCAGUACACUUAUCUCUCUACAACACCGGUAAUCUUGUUGUACAAAACAUGGAAGGUGUAACUUUGUGGGAAAGCUUUGAUUUCCCAACAGACACUCUUCUUCCCCAACAACUACUUACAAGAAGCACAAGGCUCGUCUCCUCCAGAAGCCAGACAAACUAUUCCUCUGGUUUUUACAAGCUCUAUUUCGAUAACGACAACAUUCUCCGCCUUCUUCAUGACGGUCUUGAGGUUUCUAGCGUUUACUGGCCGGAACCGGGGGUCGUGAGCUGGCAAGCUGGAAGGUUCACCUACAACAGCAGUCGGAUUGCAGUGCUUGAUACCUUCGGGAACUUCAGCUCUUCUGAUAAUUUUACUUUCAUGGAAGCCGAAUAUGGGCUGGAGCUUCAGAGAAGACUGAAUAUGGAUUACGACGGUUGUAAUGCCCCAAACCCAGAUGGCUUGAAGAAUUACUAUUUUAAUGGGUUUAUGUUUUAA
Molecule: messenger RNA, 900 nt
Organism: Juglans microcarpa x Juglans regia
Lineage: Eukaryota; Viridiplantae; Streptophyta; Magnoliopsida; Fagales; Juglandaceae
Product: putative receptor protein kinase ZmPK1
Exons: 3
Coding region: 1-900 (299 amino acids)
Source: RefSeq, a predicted model, not a curated record